Messenger RNA from Cynocephalus volans (Philippine flying lemur), 969 nucleotides. It is a transcript of the gene BDNF, whose product is annotated as brain derived neurotrophic factor. Gene Ontology annotation, cellular component: dendrite; synaptic vesicle; axon. Gene Ontology annotation, molecular function: growth factor activity; nerve growth factor receptor binding. Lineage: Eukaryota; Metazoa; Chordata; Mammalia; Dermoptera; Cynocephalidae. The transcript is spliced from 2 exons. Gene Ontology annotation, biological process: nerve growth factor signaling pathway; negative regulation of neuron apoptotic process; positive regulation of peptidyl-serine phosphorylation. The record is from RefSeq and is a predicted model, not a curated record. Bases 2 to 916 code for a protein of 304 amino acids.
GAUGAGACACUUGAAUGCAGUUGCCACCGCUACUGUGGGGCCAGCGGGGAGCAGCACCGCGACGGGGACCCGGGCUGGGCGCUGGUGCCAGGAGCAGGACAACGAUGUGACUCCGCCGCCGGGGACCCGUGAGCUUUGUGUGGACCCAGAGUUCCACCAGGUGAGAAGAGUGAUGACCAUCCUUUUCCUUACUAUGGUUAUUUCAUACUUCGGUUGCAUGAAGGCUGCCCCCAUGAAAGAAGCAAAUGUCCGAGGACAAGGCAGCUUGGCCUACCCGGGUGUGCGGACCCAUGGGACUCUGGAGAGCAUGAAUGGGCCCAAGGCAGGUUCAAGAGGCCUGACGUCACUGGCUGACACUUUUGAACACGUGAUAGAAGAGCUGUUGGAUGAGGACCAGAAAGUUCGGCCCAGCGAAGAAAACAAUAAGGACGCAGACUUGUACACUUCCAGGGUGAUGCUCAGUAGUCAAGUGCCUUUGGAGCCUCCUCUUCUCUUUCUACUUGAGGAAUACAAAAAUUACCUGGAUGCUGCAAACAUGUCUAUGAGGGUCCGGCGCCACUCUGACCCUGCCCGCCGUGGGGAGCUGAGCGUAUGUGACAGUAUUAGUGAGUGGGUAACAGCGGCAGAUAAAAAGACUGCAGUGGACAUGUCAGGUGGGACGGUCACAGUCCUUGAGAAAGUCCCGGUAUCAAAAGGCCAACUGAAGCAAUACUUCUACGAGACCAAGUGCAAUCCCAUGGGUUACACAAAAGAAGGCUGCAGGGGCAUAGACAAAAGGCAUUGGAACUCCCAAUGCCGAACUACCCAAUCGUACGUGCGGGCCCUUACCAUGGAUAGCAAAAAGAGAAUUGGCUGGCGAUUCAUAAGGAUAGACACUUCCUGUGUAUGUACAUUGACCAUUAAAAGGGGAAGAUAGUGGAUUUAUGUUGUAUAGAUUAUAUUGAGACAAAAAUUAUCUAUUUGUAUAUA